AUGAGCAAGUCGACUUUUCGGCCUACGGCCAGGGACAAUGUUCUUUCCAGACGUGAAAUCGAGGGCAUGAUUGCCGAUGAGAAGUACAUUAUCAUCCUCGAUGGUAAAGUUCUUAAACUGGAUUGUUGGGUCAAAUUUCACCCUGGUGGUCCCCUAGCAAUCAAGCACAUGAUAGGCAGAGAUGCCACGGAUGAAGUGAAUGCACUACACUCACAGGAAGCGCUUCAGAGCAUGAAAAAAUUCCAAAUCGGGUCAAUUGAGGGAACAUGGACAAAUUUCCUUCCUCCCAUUCAAGGUGGUCACUUUCGCCCUUAUAACGAACUCGAGGUAGAGUCUGAGGAAGACAUGAUUUCAAACUCUGAUCUCUCCAGCGAGGAGUGCUCACCUCCACCAUCUCCGCUCUUCGAAGCAGCCGACCACACUUUAAGACAUCGGGUGUCGAGAUCUACCAUAUCUUCCGUGGUCAGCACCACCCCUCCCCCCGAGGAAACCAACAAAGGACUCGGAGGAUAUGUCAUGGACGCUCGCACACAGGACGAGAUUUUGUUAGAUUCCUCCAAGUACCCUCCUAUCACUAGUGAAGAGCAACUAAAAAUCACCCACAAAUAUCGCCAGCUCAAUGAGCGUAUUCGUGCAGCUGGACUGUACAAUUGCAACUACUCUGCUUACGCCAUUGAGAUAUCUCGAUACAGCCUUCUUUUUGGUCUCUUUGUCUUCUUUUUACAACGAUCUUGGUUUUGCCUAUCAGCCUUUUUCCUAGGAUGCUUCUGGCAUCAGCUAGUGUUCUCUGCCCAUGAUGCUGGCCACAUGGGUAUCACACAUGACUUUCAAAUCGACACUACUAUUGGAAUGAUCAUUGCCAAUCACCUUGGCGGACUCAGCCUUGGAUGGUGGAAGCGAAGCCACAAUGUCCACCAUAUCAUGACUAAUGCCCCAGAGCAUGAUCCUGAUAUUGAACUGAUGCCAUUCUUCGCUCUAUCACACCGUUUCUUCGGCAAUCUACGCAGCACAUACUACGACAGAGUUAUGGAAUACGACGUGGUAUCUCGAGCAGUCGUCAAGUAUCAGCAUUAUCUAUACUAUCCGAUUCUACUCUUUGGCCGCUUCAAUCUCUAUUUUUUGAGCUGGGAGCAUAUCAUCGUGGGCCGUAGCCCCCAACACGGCGCUGGUUGGUGGCACCGUUGGUUUGAGCUUUCUGGCCAAGUAUUCUUCUGGACAUGGUUUGGCUACGGAGUUGUUUAUCUCAGUAUUCCCAGCUGGUGGAGCCGUAUCGCCUUCGUGUUGAUCUCCCAUAUGGUUACUGCACCGUUACAUGUGCAGAUUACGCUUUCUCACUAUGCCAUGUCUACAGCCGACCUCGGUCCUCUAGAGUCAUUUCCUCAGAAGAUGCUUCGGACAACGAUGGACGUCGACUGUCCGCAAUGGCUGGACUUCUUCCAUGGCGGACUCCAAUUCCAGGCAAUUCAUCAUUUGUAUCCUCGUAUCCCUCGUCAUAACCUUCGCAAGACGCAGAAAUAUGUCCAGGAGUUUUGUGAAGAUGUGAACAUCCCAUAUGCUGUAUUUACAUUCUACGAUGGUAACAAAGAAGUUAUCAGUCGACUCGGGCAUGUCGCUAAGCAGGCAAGAAUUUUGGAAGAGUGUCGAAAGGCGUGCGCGGAACAAGGUGUCUUCGCAGAUCACCAUUCUCACUGA
This is a messenger RNA of Penicillium angulare, 1692 nucleotides long. Its product is annotated as fatty acid desaturase. The record is from RefSeq and is a predicted model, not a curated record. The transcript has 2 exons. Lineage: Eukaryota; Fungi; Ascomycota; Eurotiomycetes; Eurotiales; Aspergillaceae. Gene Ontology annotation, biological process: lipid metabolic process. The coding region runs from base 1 to 1692 and encodes 563 amino acids. Gene Ontology annotation, molecular function: oxidoreductase activity, acting on paired donors, with oxidation of a pair of donors resulting in the reduction of molecular oxygen to two molecules of water. Gene Ontology annotation, cellular component: membrane.